AUGGCCUUCAACAAGAUCGUUCUCCUCCUCGUCGCCGCUUUGGUCGCCCCUCUGGCAAUGAUCGAAGCAGCCGGUGCCCCCAUUGUCCCCGCCUGGUGCUUGUGCAGCAACAACUUGGACUGGACUCGGGGUCUUUGCUAUAACGUGGGCGGCAACUGGGACGGCGGCUCAUGCGGCGUGACAACCAGUGCAAAGUACAUGGGCUUUUACAGCCAGUGCAUAAAGGGUGGUGGCGACUUCCGCUGCUGGAACUGA
Linnemannia hyalina is the source of this 255-nucleotide messenger RNA. Lineage: Eukaryota; Fungi; Mortierellomycota; Mortierellomycetes; Mortierellales; Mortierellaceae. The record is from the annotation of a GenBank genome assembly.